Messenger RNA from Bombus pyrosoma, 4667 nucleotides. RefSeq lists its product as uncharacterized. The transcript has 7 exons. The coding region runs from base 2965 to 4014 and encodes 349 amino acids. Lineage: Eukaryota; Metazoa; Arthropoda; Insecta; Hymenoptera; Apidae. The record is from RefSeq and is a predicted model, not a curated record.
CCGACGAUAUUUUGUUUACUCUUGGUGGACCAAUUUGUAUACGUAUGCCAGAUAUUUUGCUUUCAUUCCUGUGAGAUAUAGUUCGUUUCCAAGCAGUUUUAUGUUUCUUGUUUCAGUCAGAUAAGAGUAUUUGCGCAGUGUCGAUCUCUUUUUUUAUAGAAUUGGAAACCUCGAAUUUCAUAAGUUUAAAAUCUUAUAGAUGGAAGUGUUGUGAGAUGCAGAGAUAGUUUUAGAUAUGUAAUUAUUUAAUGUAACAUGGGUAACAGUAUGAAGGUUAAGUUAGAGUAAUUCUUUGACUUUAAAGUGAAAAUUUACUGUCUGCAAAGUUUUCGUCGUGUUUAAAUGUAGAUACAGUUACAUAAUUUUGGUUCGUGACCAAAAUUAUUUGUAUAUAGAUUUGUAAAAUCAUUAUUAUUAUUAGUUCUCUCAUGUAAAGGUCGCGUGAUAUUUUAUCGAGAUUAUUUAAAGAAUUUCAGAGGUGAAAGAUCGUGAUUAUUAGAUUAUAGAUGAUUUCCUACAUUUUUAAAAGAAAGAGUACGCACUCGGACAAAAAAGAAAAAAGUUUAUCGUGCAUCGUUGGCCUCUCUUGUCUCUAUGAAGGACGCGUAUAUACAUGUACAGGAAGGUUUCGUAAUUCCUGACAAAUCCAAUUUAUGAUUUUUCUAUUGAUUGUGAGACUAUACGAUAGUUGAUAUAAUAAGAAAAAAAUAAUAAUAUCUUGGCAAUAGCUGUGCAUAGAUCAUCAACAGAGGUGUAAUCAUUUAAAGUAGUUAGAAUGAGAAAAAAAGAAAAGAUCAAUAGAAAUAUUAAAUUUAGAAAAUUCAAAGAUUAUUUCUAUUUGAAUUUAUAUAUGAAUUUAUAACUAAUUUUCGAAUCAAUUAUUGCAUAUAGUAAUAUUUAAAGACUGAAUAGAUAUUUCCUCACUAUGAGUGACCAACGAAAUCGAUUUGAUAAUUUACUGUUAAUGUGGAAUAUUAGCUAUCGCCAAGCGUCAUUUAACACGUUCCGCGUUUCUCGGAGAAUUGCACGUUCCUUCUAAACAUGCAGUAAUUGACGAAAGUGCGAAUAGAAACGGACGUCCUCGACUUACUUUUCUCGGUUGUUUAACUACGAAUGCAAUACAUGUGCAAAUGAAAAUAGCUGAAUUCUAAUUCUUCUACGUUUUCAUUGUUCAAAUAUUCAACUAAUGUUGUUAAAACAGAAACAGAAACGAUUAAUUGUUAACUAGAGAAUAUAUCGAAGAAUUUGUCGGUGAAAGCAAUUGUUUUCGCAAUGUGCCGGUGACAUAACCUCGAUGAUCUAACUUUCUACAUACUAUGCAUGAGUAGAAAAUCAAAUUUAUAAAGUAAUAAUAAUGUAAAGUAAUAAUAAAGUAAAGUAAAAUAAUAAUGAUAAAUAAUAAAAUAAAUAAUAAAAGAAAUAAGAUAUGACGAGAUAAUUUUCUUUUAAAAAGAUAAAAUACAUUUUGUUGGAUGAUUGAUAUCGAGUAUUUAAUAUAAAUGAUGGAAUAACAACGAUAGAAGUUUUUCGAUAUAUCACGAAAGAAGUUUUAAUUAUAUAUUCUUAAUUCUUCUGAAAUAAAUUAAUCCCGUAAUAUUAUUUAUAUAUUGCACUCAGUGUUUUAUUCUUCUGUGAUGGAACAAGUGUCUAUCGUUCGACUAGACUGGACUACAUUUUGAAGUCUGAACAAGUUGACAAUCGCAAAUUAUGAUGUCUUCGAUAUUUCGUAACCUCUUAUAAUAGCUCCUUCGUGAUCAAUCAGACGGAAGUAGCUUUUAUUCAUUAUGUCAUUCUGGAAGUUUCUCUGCUAUAUGUGAUAAAAUGAUAAAAAAAACGAUAAAAACUAACCUGUAACUGGAGUAUUGGUGUUCGUCUGGAUGUUAAAAUUUGGCCAUAGAAUAACCGAUCUCUUAUAGAUUUGAUCAUAGGACGAUCUUGAACACUCUCGAACAACCUUCAAUUUACUUUAUACGAUACGUAUCUAGAAGGCCAUGUGUUCAAUUGAAGAUUGUAUUUGAACCGAAUUUGUACUUUUAAAAAAUGAAAGGUUCGAAAGUAUGGGAAUUACUGGAAUAAUCCAUUAUGGUUCAAUCAAUUCGAUAGUGACCUAAUGAUAAUGGGCCUAAUAUGAGCAAGCAAACCGUAUUCAAUUACGUCUCAUUAUGGGCAUCUAUCGAUCUUCUUUAUUCCUGUCACGUCCGCUGCACAGAUGUACCCACUUUCGAUGGCUCUGAAUACCAAAUGAAUUCCAUCGUAUCGAAUCGUAAGAUCACCCACACGAUCUACGUUCUAUGUGCGUGCGCUAGUUUUACAAAAUCGGUCCGUUGUAAGUUUUUUGUCAAACAAUGAUCGAAUCACGAAACAACUUCAUUUUUACGAAGAUUUGUUGCCAUUCGUAAUACGGUAGAAUUGGCAUUUAUCAGAUUCAAUGCAAGUUUGUUACAAAUCCGUUACAGAGGAUGACAUAGGAUUUAAUGGUAUUUUAGGAUACUUCGGUAGUUAAUUUAUUUUAGUUAAUCGGAUUUUGGAAAUUUCAGUUCCCUGGAAUUCUGUAGAUUUUAGAAUCAUCGAAAGAUUCUAGGAAUCACGUUAGGUUCUGAGGAUAUCGAGGACCUCAGAAGAAUUCAAAGAUGGCGAGUCUCAACGACUUUCAAGAGUUUGGAAUGUUCCUAUAGUAUGUAUAGUGUGUGUAUUAAUAUGCAUAUUAGGAAUUCGAGGUCAGAACUUCAGCACACAAAAGAAAGAUUCAAGAAUCAAAAUCCAAGAGCAAAAUUCUUGGUUCUGGAUUCUGAACUCCAGACCUUUAUUUGUCAGUCCGGUAUAACACUUCGCAAAUAUUCUACAUUUUUUUAUUAUUAUUUAUACAACUAACUUUUUAAGACAUUCUCCUAUAGCAAGUCAUAAAUUUAAAACACUGAAAAGUAUUUCGAUCGAUAAAGAUGAAAAGGACAUUUCAUUAUUGAAAUGACAAUUGUCAUGGGCCUGUGUCUGCAUUUAGAUGUGGAAUCGAAGCUGCGAACGCUCCUCAAAGAUGGAGCAAGCACUUUCAUGGACUUUGAAUGGCUACAACCAGAAUUACCGUCGUUCUUCGACGAAAAAAAGUUUCUCCUCGGACAGCAGAUGUUUUAUAACAACGCUUUCACCAUGAUGAUUGCCAAACUAUGUGGAUUAUUAUCUUUAUUCGCUGUACCGUCGAUCAAGGACGUUUUAAUAUUCACCAGACAGAGUGGUACACCGUGUGCUGCCUUUCGCAGAUACGUAUCCACCAUUCUACAUAAUUGGGUUUGGUAUGGAAAAAGAGCUGGCAUAGAAAAAGAAUUUCUCGAAUCGCUGAAAAUCGUACGGAAAAAACACUGCGUAGCGUUUCGGAGAAGUUCAGAGGCGGGGCUGAACAGAGUCUCGCAACUGGAUAUGGCAUUGGCUCAAUUUGGAUUCAUGGGUUUCACCCUCCUGGCUGGUGACUAUCUUGGGGUGAAUAACAGUUCCGAGGAACUGGAAGGACUGAUUCACUUUUGGCGAGUCAUUGGCAACAUGCUGGGCAUGGAAGACAAGUACAAUCUUUGCACCGGAAGCGUGGAAGAGGCACGGGCUCUUUGCAGACGACUUCUGGACGAGAUUUUUCUCCCCUCACUCGCCAGUGGUAGCAAAGAUUUCGAAGAGAUGAGUCGUAUUUUAAUAGAAUCCCUAUGGCCGGUGAAUCCUUAUAUGGAUUCGAGUGCUUUCAUUGAAUUCACAUACAUUCUAGCCUCCACUGCCGCCACGAAUAAUAAUCACUCGUUAAAAAUAGAUUCAUCAAGGAUGUCGUGGUAUGGUAGAUUUAUCUUGAAUGUUCAACUAAUUACACACAAAUACCUAUUACCAACUACGUAUUGGUGGUCCACAUUCUUCAGGGCGUUCUUCAACAGCCAGAUGCGGUUGGCCAUCUAUUUAACGGAAAAUUUACCGUUUCUGGCGUUCUGGAGUUAUGGUAUAAAACACUCUUACGUCAAUAUAUACAAAUACCGCGUCAUCUGACCUUAAAUGUGGUAAUUGUUUUAUAAAAUAAUCAAAGAGUAACAGUUACCUUUUUCAUCGAAAGUGUACAUAAUCUGACGUAAAAUGAUUCUACAAACGUAUAAUGUAUUCUUAAUAACUUAUAAUCAUUGCAGUAUAUGUAUUUAGGAUAUGCUUUGCAGUAUUUUUAGACUCGUAACAUGUUCGCAAGCUUUACUGCGGUUCUCGGAUUUUUAUGUUUUCGUUUUAUUCUUUUUCUUAACAAACAAUGAGAUUUUUAAAAUCUUGAGAGGAAUUGUAGUGGAUAAUGAAGAUAUUACUUCUCUUUACAAAUUUAAGAAAUUUGUUAGUAACAAGAAACAGAGUCGUGUCUAAUAUGAACCAAAAAAUCUAGCAGGGUUAAGGUCGAUUUAAGUCAAAGCUCAAUUUAGAAAAUAAGCGAUAUAUAAUAAUAAUAUUAAAUAGCGCUGUGUUUAAUGUAAUUUUUUCGGUACCUGCAAAGAAAAGAUUUAUUACAUUUAUUACAUGUAUACUUAAAAAGUAGUUCUUAUGACUGUAUUUAUAAUUUUAUAACUUUAUAUUAACUACUUAAUGUAAAUAUAGAUACAGUAAGCGACAAGUUAAAUUUAAAGGAACGCUAUCUGUCUUUAUAUUAAUAAAUUGAUUGAAUGAAA